This is a messenger RNA of Lentinula edodes (shiitake mushroom), 961 nucleotides long. RefSeq lists its product as uncharacterized. The record is from RefSeq and is a predicted model, not a curated record. Lineage: Eukaryota; Fungi; Basidiomycota; Agaricomycetes; Agaricales; Omphalotaceae. The transcript is spliced from 3 exons. The coding region runs from base 119 to 661 and encodes 180 amino acids.
GUUCAGGCGCCAAGUGAAUCUUAUUCCUCAACCCUUUGACCCAGCUCUAUUAGCUUUGCGGGCAGCAAUGUCCAAAAGAUUCUGAUCUUUCGACCAUAACUGAACAAUUCGCCACAUCAUGUCGAUGUUCUCUAAUGCCCAUACAUUCUCUCUUACCGCCAACGAGGUCUCCUCGGUUGCCGGAGACCAGAACAUCAGCUACCACAACUAUGAACCUUUUUCUAUUCACAUCGAAUCCGCUCUGGACGGACGUUCAGUAGGGAAUCCAUUGCGCUAUCAACCUCACCCUCUUCCUUCUCUCAAUGAUCCCUCCCUGCCUGCAAAUAUCCGCUACUCUCUACACUUAUUAUCCGCCAAGGAAGGGUAUCCAUUAUGGAGGCCGGAACCAAAUCGACGAUUACCGGAAGAACAUCGUAAAGGUGGCCUCCCUAUCGGGUCUGUUGGAAUUAUACGACCAGACGGUUUUUUCGAUUAUCUUUUCAACAUUUGCUUCCCCAAAGAUCAUCCAGUCAAUACCGGCGGUGUUCCGGAAGGAUUUAAGCCCGUUGAGUUCAGCCAAACGGAUGUUUCUGAGGUUGAGCCAUUUCAUGAUCUUGAUGCUCAUGUGGCGAGCCCUACUGGGUAUAUAGCCAAGACUUUAGCGCAUUCGGGAAGUUCUUAGUGCGUGCUUCUGAUGACUUCAAAGACACACCUACUUACUUUCCCGAGUAGUGUCGCUCAGUCAAGAGCUUAUGAUUUCGUGUCUAUGCAUCCCGAGGGUGCCAUAUUGAUGCUGCCAGACGGUAGCACACGUAUUGACCUUGAGAAUAAAAAGAUAUUUCGUCAAUACGCCACUCGUAACGCUCAUCGUUGGUUCACCUACGUUGAAGAUGCUCGGGGGCGAGAGUCCGAAGACCUAUCCCUUUAUAUAAUCACAGGUACCGACAAGUCUUCUUCUUUCGGUGUCGCAUCUUUUUGCAAU